UUCAAUAAUUUCUAAAUCUAAAACCUGUGAGAGUGGAUUAGCAGAACAGGUCCUUUGGAAGCAACACUCGAACAGAACAGAACAGUUCCUUCCUCACCAACGCACCUAUUCAAAAUUACAACAGAGAGAAAAUAAUUGCUGUUACAGAAGGAGUUGAGUUGUGAUUGGUCAAGAGGUCACUGAGCUGAGAUUUGAAGCCAAGGUUCCAAUUCUGUGGUCAAUUAUGACUAUAGUUCAGAGUGAGGGGGCAGCAAAGGGAACUACCACAACUGAGAAAGCAUUCAAAAGAUGGGGCAGGAGAACCCCAUUUUUGAGAUAUGGCCUUCCUAUGAUCUCUCUCACUGUCCUUGGUUCUAUAGGCCUUGCCCAACUCUUGCAAGGCAGCAAGGAUAUUGCAAAGGUGAAAGAUGAUCAGGAGUGGGAAAUAAUUGAAACAAAAAAAGCAUUGUCUAAGACUGGACCAGUGAAUGCAUACAAUCCAAAAAAGAUUUCCUUGGAGGAUGAGCUAAAGGCUUUGCAACAAAAGGUGGACAUUAACAGCUAUGAGUACAAGAAAAUUCCUAAACCAAACAAGGGCAAUCCAGACUAGACUAGAGUUGUGGACUUGAAACAACUUUCGUCGGAAUUUCCCGUGUACCAUGCUCACAAAUUAACUUUUAUGGAAUCAAGAGCCAGUUACCAUCUUGAAAGUGAAGUUGUUAUUGCCCUGCAUCUUUAGUGUUUUGACUUUUGAUUAUGACAUUAUGGAAGAGGAAGUUGAGAUGAAUUUUGAAACUUUUGCGUAUCAAGGAUCUUUUAGUACGCUCCAGGGAACAGCAAAAAGUACUUGCUUGGUUCUAUUUUAAUAAGGGUGAAAAAGUGUAAAUGUUUCUUGUCAUGUUUUAGUUUAUCUUUUUUACCGAUCUUGCAGCGAUGUGCACAUUGGAUGUUAUAACGAUAAUGCUAAUUGAGUCACUUUUGCUGUCAAAACACUCAACACGAGGUUCAUUUCAGUGUUCACAAGUAAAAUUGCUCGUGGCAUUAUUGGAAA
Glycine soja is the source of this 1030-nucleotide messenger RNA. RefSeq lists its product as uncharacterized. The transcript has 4 exons. NCBI's taxonomy places the organism in Eukaryota, Viridiplantae, Streptophyta, Magnoliopsida, Fabales, Fabaceae. Bases 224 to 589 code for a protein of 121 amino acids. The record is from RefSeq and is a predicted model, not a curated record. Gene Ontology annotation, cellular component: mitochondrial membrane.